Molecule: messenger RNA, 1674 nt
Organism: Morone saxatilis (striped sea-bass)
Lineage: Eukaryota; Metazoa; Chordata; Actinopteri; Moronidae
Gene: rhbdd3
Product: rhomboid domain containing 3
Exons: 5
Coding region: 269-1366 (365 amino acids)
Cellular component (GO): membrane
Molecular function (GO): protein binding; serine-type endopeptidase activity
Source: RefSeq, a predicted model, not a curated record
UACUGCGGAAGUGGACGUCCACUGAGCUCUAAAUGUUUUCACGCCGGGAUUUGUCUUCUAUAAAAACGUUUAUUACUCGCGUAUUAAGGGCAUAGUCAUUUUACAACAGCAGUCAAACGCACAGGGCUCCAGCUCCCACUCUUAAUAUAGUUAGAACAGGCUUAUAUACCUGUGGUUGUGCUUGUUAUGAGCACAAACAGAUGCUUGUUUACCAGAAUUAUGCAGCAAAAGGACAAGUGAGUGUGGAAACUGCAGGUAAUCCUAAAUAAUGCUUGAUCGUGUAUUGUCAGGAUGGUUUUGGUUUCGAUCAGAUCGCCCUGGCUUCUGUCUGGGAACAUCUGUAUUGAUAACACUCAUGCUGCUGUUGUACACUGGGAGCAUACAGGCAAGUCUCAGCAUAGGUCCAGGUGGAGACUUCCCAGGGGUCAGAGAUGUGUUCCUGUACGCGUUCAGUCAUGAUGAGCUGCCCUCUCUGCUGGUCAGUGUGGCUCUCCUGCUGCUGGUUGGACGGUGUCAGGAGCGUCGCUGGGGGACAGUCGCCUUCCUCGCCGUCUCCAUCCUGACAGUGACCAUAUUACCUCUCAUUUACACCCUGGUCCUCUUUGUCGGUGGAGGCGAGGCAAGUCGGAUCAGUGGUUACUCUGCCAUCCAGCUGGCUCUGUUCACAGCGCAGUGUCGUCAGGUGACACAGAGGAGGCUGCUGAGGUGUUUGCCAGUCUGGUUUCUCCCCUGGCUUCUUCUGCUGAUUGGUCUGCUGCUGCUGCCCGGGACACCCGCCCUGCUUCACUUCUGCGCAAUAUGCAUCGGACACAACUAUAAUCAGCCCUUCAUUGGGACGUUACAGGAGCUGGAGGAGACGAUGGUCUUGGAUUUUAUCCCUGAUUGGGCAUAUGUUCCAACUUCAGCCCGGUUCAGAUUGCCAACCCACACUACCUCACAGAGAUCUAGAUCACCUCCUCAGAGAAUGCCUGUAGAUCAGGCAGCUGCUGCCCCCAUGAGGGAUCCCUCUGCUGUAAACCACCACCAGUGGUUGGAUCCAGUGCCUGCCUGGCUAAUAAGAGAGUCUGCUGCACAGUCUGAGGCCGAGGUGUUGGAGGAACAAAUGCUAAGGGCAGGGAUACUGGCGUCAUUACAGGAUGCUCCUGACGACCCCGGUGCAAAAGUGGAGGUAUCCAAAUCAUCAGUUUCCUCUCUGCGACUCCAGCAGCUGGAGAGGAUGGGCUUCCCCACAGAGAAAGCUGUAGUAGCACUAGCGGCCUCUAAACAGCUAGAUGGCGCCAUUUCUCUGCUCAUUGAUGACAGCGUCGGAGAACAGACUGUGGUGGUGUCGAAAGGGAAGAGCCCUCCGCCACCGCAGAGCACCUAGACGAGCUCAUUCUCCUGGACUGAGACUGUUUGCUUUUGUGCAGUAUACUGGACAUACAUUAUGCUUGGGUUUUGCUGAGCUUUAAUAUUAGAUUUUCCCUGUGGGCUACUUAUAGAGCUAUUUUAAUGAUCACAAUUCCUGUGGGAAAAGUGGCAGGAAAGACUUGAGUUGCUCUUUUUCCAGACUUACCAAGUGUAGAUGCAAACUUGACAGCUUUGGAGGCAGUUUCUUAUCAUAAAAUGUACAUCGGAGAGAGAGAGGAUGUCAUUUAUUGUAAUCAUGUUUAAUAAAUACUGUUGUAACACAAA